Terrapene triunguis (Three-toed box turtle) is the source of this 1185-nucleotide messenger RNA. RefSeq names its product ISL LIM homeobox 2 (gene ISL2). Gene Ontology annotation, biological process: axonogenesis; positive regulation of transcription by RNA polymerase II; neuron fate specification. Gene Ontology annotation, cellular component: nucleus. The transcript has 6 exons. The record is from RefSeq and is a predicted model, not a curated record. Gene Ontology annotation, molecular function: cis-regulatory region sequence-specific DNA binding; DNA-binding transcription factor activity, RNA polymerase II-specific. Lineage: Eukaryota; Metazoa; Chordata; Testudines; Emydidae. The coding region runs from base 16 to 1095 and encodes 359 amino acids.
CACAUCUCUUUCUGCAUGGUGGAUAUUAUUUUUCAUUAUCCUUUUCUGGGUGCUAUGGGGGAUCAUUCCAAGAAAAAGCCCGGAAUUGCCAUGUGUGUGGGCUGUGGGAGUCAGAUCCAUGACCAGUACAUCCUGAAGGUCUCCCCGGACCUCGAGUGGCAUGCAGCAUGUCUCAAAUGCGCUGAAUGCAGCCAGUACUUGGAUGAAACCUGCACUUGUUUUGUGAGAGAUGGCAAGACAUACUGUAAAAGGGAUUAUAUCAGGUUAUUCGGCAUAAAGUGUGCAAAGUGCAAGGUGGGAUUCAGCAGCAGUGAUCUGGUGAUGAGAGCCCGGGAGAACGUGUAUCACAUCGAAUGUUUCCGCUGCUCUGUCUGCAGCCGCCAGCUCCUGCCCGGGGAUGAGUUCUCUCUACGGGACCACGAGCUGCUCUGUCGGGCCGACCACAGCCUUCUGCUGGAUAGGAGCUCGGCGGAUAGUCCCAGGAGCCCCGGCCAUUUACAGAGCACCAGAGGCCUGCAUCUAUCAGACUCCGUGCCCGGCCGCCAGCCCUCUCUCCGGCCCCACGUGCACAAGCAGACGGAGAAGACCACCCGCGUCCGGACGGUGCUGAACGAGAAGCAGCUGCACACGCUGCGGACCUGCUACGCGGCCAACCCGCGGCCGGACGCGCUGAUGAAGGAGCAGCUGGUGGAGAUGACCGGCCUGAGCCCCAGAGUGAUCCGGGUCUGGUUCCAGAACAAGCGCUGCAAGGACAAGAAGAAAUCCAUCCUGAUGAAGCAGCUGCAGCAGCAGCAGCACAGCGACAAGACAAGUCUGCAGGGCCUGACCGGGACCCCCCUGGUGGCCGGGAGCCCCAUCCGCCAUGAGAGCGCCGUGCAAGGCAACGCCGUGGAGGUCCAGACCUACCAGCCCCCGUGGAAAGCGCUUAGUGAAUUCGCAUUGCAGAGCGACCUGGACCAACCUGCCUUCCAGCAGCUGGUAUCCUUUUCCGAAUCUGGCUCCUUGGGUAACUCUUCUGGCAGCGAUGUGACCUCCUUGUCUUCCCAGUUACCUGACACCCCCAACAGCAUGGUACCCAGUCCUGUGGAGACGUGAGACCAGCACACCCCCCAGCAGAUUUGGACUUUCGCAUGCUCCUGCUCCCUGCAUGAGACAAGCCCAGCCUCAGGCUGGCCCAGAGCUCCA